CACGUUUGGUAAGGUUGUUGUUACAUCACGGUCAUGAUAAGGGCGCGUUAUCUUGACCGUCAGCGUGCGUAGACCACGCUACAGUGUUUAUUAUUUCACUGAACAAGGAGAGUGGGUUUACGGAAUGGUCUAACCGUAACGGUACGAACGCAGACAAUGCCAGUUACUAGUGAAUAUGUGUGAAUCGCUACACAACCUUAACUUUCCUGGUUACCCUCAGCCUCAAAAGAAGCUAUCUAACAGGUCAAGUUACUUUUACGCAAGCUGAAGUUCCGCAGGCUACAUUAUGCAGAACUUUACGAGAGCAGUAAGGACCUUUGCUGUUAACCAUUCAACUGGAAUAGCAGUAUUUACUGUUACAGCCUCUUACAGGGCUGGGACUGUAUUCUUUGCGCAGAUGGAUGGCAGGAGGGGUGUGCCGCAGCUCAGCCAGGCUGGAUGGGAAGACUGUCCUAAUCACAGGGGCCAACACAGGGAUCGGGAAAGAGACCGCAGUUGACCUCGCAAGCAGAGGGGCCCGUGUCAUCUUGGCAUGUAGGGACUUAGCCAAAGCCACGUUUGCUGCAGAAGACAUCAGGGAGAGAAGUGGUAAUGGCAAUGUGGUGGUGAAAAAGUUGGAUCUUGCAUCACUGCAGUCAGUUCGAGAGUUGGCCGAGGAUGUGCUGAAGACAGAGGACAGACUGGAUAUCCUCAUCAACAAUGCAGGCGUUAUGAGCUGUCCAAAAUGGCAGACACAGGAUGGCUUUGAGAUGCAGUUUGGGGUCAACCACCUGGGCCACUUCCUUCUAACCAACUGCCUUUUGGACCUGCUGAAGAAAUCCUCACCAAGUCGCAUCGUUAAUGUUUCCAGUCUGGCGCAUGAAAGAGGUGAAAUGUACUUUGAUGACAUUAAUUUGGACAAAGACUACACUCCCCAGAAGGCAUAUAAGCAAAGUAAACUGGCCAAUGUGCUGUUCUCCAGAGAGCUAUCCAGGAGACUACAAGGCACUGGGGUGAAUGUGUACAGUCUGCAUCCGGGGAUCAUCCACACCGAGCUGGGCCGGCACUUCUGGCCCAAGCUGGCCCUGUGGAAGAGGAUCCUGUACCAGCCGUUUGUGCUGCUCAUCAAGACUCCCACAGAGGGAGCGCAGACCACCAUCUACUGUGCUGUGGAGGAGAGCCUGGCCAACGAGAGUGGGCUCUACUACAGUGACUGUGAGCGGAAACCUGUAGCACCCCAGGGACUGGAUGACGAGGCUGCCAGGCGACUCUGGGACGUGAGUGCCACCAUGGCUGGACUGUCCUAAUGCGCAAAGCACGGAGACCCUUGGGGGUUGGUUUUUGACCUUUUUCACCCAGUCUGAUCUCUAUAGUCAAUCUCUAGGUUGACUCCCCCAUGAUCAAAAGUAUGGUGGACAAAAGUAUUCAGUCUGAAUUUUUUGACAUAAGCAACAAUAGAGUAGUAAUGUUACAGACAUUUAUUCAAAAUAUACAGGCUACUACAUACAAAAAUACUAUGUAUCAUAUGGUGUAAACAUGAGUCAAACAACCAGUUGAAUGUCUCACAGUUGAGUCGUGUGGAAGCCGUGUGAUAAUUUCACAUUUUCUCUGGGAUAUCAGUGUGUGAUUCACUAUCAUUCUAAGGUCAUGUCAGGUAAGCAUGUUAAGUAUUCAAAUCACAAAUUACUUUUUUUGAAGAAGAAGAAAGAAGCACAUCAUUUCUUGUUGAUUUUAGAACUUUCUUAUGCACUAGGAUAUAUAGAACAAACUAUUUCAUAAGCUAUCUUCAUAUUUAGAUUUAGAAUGACUGUCAGUUAAAUGCCUAUAAAUAAAUGGUUAUAAAAUAGUUAUAACCAGUUUCAAAAACUCAUUAGCCUUAAUUUUAAGGAUCAUAGAUUUCCCAUGGCCAAAAACCCAAAGUCUGUUUCAUCCUCUUUGAAAUAUGAACCGAUCAGGUCUUUUUUUAUUUGUUAAUGUGAGACAUUAAAGUGCUAUAAUCUUUUAAAAGUAAGGCAUACCUUUCAUAUUGAUGUUGUCUGUAUUUAAGAUCAAACGGCUUCGCUGAACUUUUGUCAGCAAAAUGACAAAAAGCAUGACAAAUUCUUAGGCUGUGCGUUUAAAGAUCAGAAUAAAUUUGUGUUUUGGAGUCUUACGGUAUGUACCAUGUAAGAUAAAAAGCUAUUUAUUCAAACUGUUUGAACAAGUUAGCCAGCUAACCUUCAAACCGUGUGCUUGAUAUGUUGAUGUAGAGUCAACAGCUAAAGCUGACAAUUCUGUUGGCAAAUUUAACACAAAUAUGCAGUGUGUCUUUAGGGACUCCUCUUCAUGAUACACAAGCUGUAUGCAUUUAAUUUUAAACCAGUUAGAACAACAACAAAGACCUGAAGGCACUAAUUUACUAAUUUGCUACAAACAUUCAACCUUUUACUCAACACAAGAGCUCCAUCAAGGACGAGAAAAGGUGACAUAUCAGAUUCAAAACCCUGUAUGACCAGGCAAAACCUUAUUGGUGGUUUCUUAUUCAGGCUUCAUGAUUGCAAUAGCAUAGUGACUAUAACUAGCGAGUAGUUCAACACUAUCAUAUGUUGUUGUUUUUUUUUGUUAGAGGUCAUUUCAUUUUGUUAGGAUUUGUACUUUCCUAUGUCAAUAUGCACAUUAAAAAAAGACAAUGGUGACAUUUCCUGGCAAGAUCGUAUAA
Messenger RNA from Sardina pilchardus (European sardine), 2677 nucleotides. Its product is annotated as retinol dehydrogenase 13-like. The record is from RefSeq and is a predicted model, not a curated record. Lineage: Eukaryota; Metazoa; Chordata; Actinopteri; Clupeiformes; Clupeidae. Bases 402 to 1286 code for a protein of 294 amino acids. The transcript is spliced from 7 exons.